This is a messenger RNA of Homalodisca vitripennis (glassy-winged sharpshooter), 7285 nucleotides long. RefSeq lists its product as uncharacterized. NCBI's taxonomy places the organism in Eukaryota, Metazoa, Arthropoda, Insecta, Hemiptera, Cicadellidae. The transcript is spliced from 12 exons. The record is from RefSeq and is a predicted model, not a curated record. The coding region runs from base 51 to 3101 and encodes 1016 amino acids.
CAUUUUUCGUUAUCACAAAGGAUGCAGCUGUUUGGUGAGUCAGACGGAGAAUGAGUCAUCGUAAGAAAACAAACAGUGCCAUUCUUUCUGUGCCAUGGAGGUGGUGGUGGUAUCAACAAACCGUGUUUGUGUACACUCUAGUCUGGAUUUCGUUGGUAGGCCUACUUGGCUGUUCACUGGGUAUCAAGUGUGAAGAUAUAAAUAAAGAAAUGGCUUUUGAAUUCGCUCACAGGAGCUCUAGUGGUAGAGCAAUAAAAACAGAGCCUUUAGUUUCUACCACAGCUAAUAACGAGCUAACUGCAAAGGUAGCAUCAAUGGAUCAUCUCAUAUUAGAACGUAAGAUAUUUCAAAGACACCAAAUAACUAGUGGCGUAAUAGAUCUUACAGAAGACACAGAUACAGAUAUAGAGCUAUCAGAUGAUACAAUCGCUGGGAAGAAAGUGCCUGAAAUAAUUUAUUUGGCAGUUGAUAAUCAGUGUACCAUAGAUACACCUGAAGAAGUACUUUUGAAGAAUUAUGCUUUAAAUUGUGGACAUGACUCUUCAAAGUUUGUAGAUGGUUUGUGUCUUAUGCCAUGCAACACACUGUUGAUGUGUGGUGACAUCUGUAGUGGUAACUGCCAUGCAUGCAGCCAGGGUCGAAUUCAUGUUCCUUGCACCGAACCAUGUGGCAAACUACUCAUUUGUGGCCAUGUAACGAUCGCACCAUGCCUCACACAGCGCAGUCAAGGCUCUGACAAUACUGCACAAGCAGGCUCGAAACUACGAUGCAAUGUACCCUGCAAGGAUUACUGCCCUCCGUGUAAUCGUAGAUGCUUCAGGAGUUGUCCACAUGGUACAUGCACUAAGAUCUGUGGUCUUCCAUGUGAUCGUUGUGAGAAACCGUGCGAGUGGAGGUGUGAUCAUCUGUGGUGCACCCAGAUAUGUAGUGCACCUUGUGACCGAUAUCUAUGCCCCAUGUGGUGCCAUAUACAGCUACCCUGCGGACAUUCCUGCGUGGGUGUGUGUGGGGAACUCUGUCCUCCAUGUCGCACCUGCAGCCCCGAGUCCUUCCCUGCGAUCUUCUUUACAGAUGAAGAGGAGGCAAAAAAUGCCAGGUUUGUUGUGCUGCUCCCUUGUAAACACUGUGUGGAAGUGAAAAGUCUGGACAAGUGGCUGUCGAUGACAUCAGGGGGAAGUGUUCAGAAGAUAGUUGUAAAUACCUGUCCCAUAUGCCGAUCUAUCAUCAGCAAUCGUAACUUGCCACUUGUUAAAGACAGCUUUUCCAAUAUAAGGGAGGCCAUGAUAAAAAUCCAUGGUGCGCCGGAGGUGCUGAACUACAAAAAAAUGGAGAAUGAAUGUGCCAUUAUAAAGCUGCAGAAGUUCAGAACCGACCUGAAAGCUGGACCCUCUCGCACCUGUGUUAAUAAAAAAGUUCAACUUUUCACUCAAGCAGAAGAAUAUUUUCUGUUGAAGUACUUGAAAAGCAAUGAGCUGGACAAGAAUGGGUAUUCUGCCUUCUCAUUUGUGCUGUGCUGCUUGCAAAAUAUAUUGACAUGUGUGACAAGCCAUUGGAAUUGUUAUGAAGACAUACAUCAAUUAACUAUCAAGUCGCAAUUCAUUUUCCUGAUGAAACAAAUGUUGAAAAAUAUAACGCGAUUUGGCAAACAACAGCACUGUGACUUUUCUUAUGAGUCCAGACGUUUUGUUCACUUUGCUGAACUGAUUUAUCUCUAUAACAAGCCAGGUUACAAAGUGAACAAAGACAAACCUGAAAUUCAGGAGGUGCUGCGGUUUACCCGAAGCAUCCUGGACCCGAAACCUUACACAAUACAUAAAGAGGUUGAACUUGAAUUAAAUGAGCUCAAGAAGAGGAUCAUUGCCGCUCCCAGUAUCUCUGUGGAAGAAAAGGAAAUUAUUUUAACAGCUUUUCCCGAACACUUUAAGACUGCGGGUGGAAGAUCUCAGAAACAUGCCUACAAAUGUUCUGAAGGCCAUAUUUAUCUUGUUGGGGAGUGUGGAAAACCUGUUGAAGAAUCUCAGUGUCCCGUCUGCAAAGAGCCCAUCGGUUGCAGUGGUGCUUAUCCGAUUUCGUCUUCUAGAGCCACAAAGUUGAAUAUAGCCACAGAGUUGGAUAGUGACACAGAGUUGGAUAGUGACACAAACUUGGAUGGUGACACAAAGUUGGAUGGUGACACAAACUUGGAUGGUGACACAAAGUUGGAUGGUGACACAAAGUUGGAUGGAAUCACAGUAUUAUAUAGAGACACAGAGUUGGAUAGACCCAAGAGACCACGAUUCUCUCAGAAACUGUGUGAACCACCCUCAUACACCUCUCAUAACAGAUCAUCUGCAGAUCAACAGGGCAGAAAUUCCAGGGCUAAAUCUUUUUAUCCUACAAGCAUUGGAAAGCAUCAACAUGAAAAGAACCAUGGUCAAUUGCCAAAAUAUGUAUGCCUACAACAAAAUAUGGAUUCAAAUCAUCGAGAAUCAUUCCACACCGGAAAUACCUACCGUGUACCAAAUUCUUUCACACCUCUUAAUCUGUCUAAAAAUGUAUCUUCCAGUCAAGGCUCUCAAAUUUUCUUACCAAUGAAUCCAGAUAGAUUUACUUAUUCAAGAAAUUUUCCUUCACAGUUGAAUAAGACAAUGCAUUUGAGGGGAACAAGUUCAGAUGUAAACAAAAUUAUAUUACCAAGUCCAUCCGCUUCUGAAUAUUCAUCUACAAAGUUAGCUGUGCAUUCGAACAUGUCUUACAGCUCUGGACAAGCCCAAAACAGUUUGAACAUGCCUGGACUAAGUAGUUCAUCACAAUAUAUACCUUCAGAUACCAACAUGUAUCCAAAUAUAAGGAAAUCCUUUGGUACAUUUCAUCCUUCCACAUCUCAUCAACCAGUGAUGCAGUCACAGUUUGGAGCUAUAGAACAUACAAGCACAUCCUCAUCCAAUCACCUUUUUCGAACCACUACAAAUGUACCAUCUUUGACUUACCGGACUGAUGCCACCAUCACUACAUCAAGUGAUCCAGCCAGUCAUGUAUUUAUCCAGAACAAGAACACAUCUGAUACAAAGUGUGGAGCCAAAAAACCAGUGGCUCUCGUUGAACCUUUCAAGAGAAGUUAAAGAAAUUGACACUGAUUUUCUUAGUUACAGUAUUUCAAUUAGACUUAGUUGCUUUUAGAUGUAUUUUAUGUAGGAUCCAACUAAAAGUUUUGUUGCUGUUGUGUUUGCAACAACGGGACAAACAAAAAUACACUUUAUGAGACAAGCCACCCAAAGCUAUAAUAUGCUAGUGGCAUGCAUGUUUAUCAGUAAUGUUUCUUGAAGAUAUUUUGUCUCAGAUAUCUUAUUAAAUGGAGUGUUUUAUUUUAUUGAAUCUAGCCAUUUUCACUUCUGCACGUUAACAAAAAUAAUGAAUAACUUAAAGUUUUUCUGUUAUAUACUUUACUUAUAUAAAAUAUAAUUAUCAAUAAAUUUGAAAAAAUAUUGAAGUAUGUAUUUUAGUUGGAUUUUGUGUUUAUGGCUGAUUGUAAUUAUAAGAGUAUAGUUGUAUUGUCUUCAGUACCUACAUCGUAGGUAGGUUGAAAUUUUGUGUGUGAGUUAGAUGAUAUUUUUACAUUGUUUGUUAUAUAGAAUAUUUUAACAAAAAAGAGAUAUUCGAUACAAGCAGCUUUGCUAAUAAGUAGCAACUACUGUAGUGUGUAGUAUAUAGUACUAGUAGUAUGAUUUAAUCAUCUUAAACUAAUUCUUACUGUUUAUACUAUCAAUAUAUUUUUUGUAGUCUUAGUUUUUGAUACUUUGAAUUCAGGUACAGUUAACUUCCCAACCAGCAUGAAUUCAACAAUUACUUGUUCUCCACAGUGAGUAAAUUUAUAAAGCUUCACCAAACUUGAUACUCUAUAAUCAAAUUGUAGGGUCUGUAAAGGGCGAAAUAUUGUAAUGUUGUGCAUAUCAGCUAAAUGUUGGACAACCUAUUUUAAAACAAUUUUUCUGCUGAUAAUCAAAUUUCUUAUUACAUUAUUAUUUUUUAUUUUUUUCAUUUUCAUAUCAAUCUGUUUAUUUACAGAUAGAAAGGGCCCCUUACAUUGUGGUGUCUCUGACUAUAAACUUUACACAACUCUAAAAGCGAAUGGAUUUAGGUGAAAGAAGUACCUAUAAAAUGUGAUAUAUCCAAAACUGUGUAACUAAAUACAAUGAAAUUAUAUGAUUUAUAUUUUUAAAUUUUUAUGGGAUACUCAGUGCCAUUGCAGUUUAAAAUUUUACUCAUCAUUUCAAACAGUGUACAUUGCAAUAUUUCAGACCUGCGAGACAAGAAUAAUACAUCAGAAUAAUGGUUUUUUAAUUUAUUGUCGGCCUACCUUAUCACUCCAAUGCAAUGUAAUGUAAGUUUUCCCCCUAAUGUAUUACUUAAUCCAGGGUCAAAAAAUGAAUGAUAUGUGUAACAUUUAAAUGAGCAUAGCAACAAGGAUAUGUUACAAUGUUUAUUUAAAUUUCAAUAUACUGUGUUGUAUACGACGAUCACUGUGCACAUCUUAUGUAUUGUAUCUUAACCCUUUAAGGAAUAUGGACGUCAUAUGACGUCUUCCUUUGAUAGUCUAAAAUGAGUAAUGAAUGAAAUCCCAAAAAAUACCAAAAGGAGUAAAAAAUUAAAAUCUUUAAAAUGUCUUAAAACAUAUUUAUUUACAUUUAAAAGCUUAAUAAAAAAGGACUACAUGUUCUACAAGUCAAUAUUUCAGUACUUUUUCAAAAUCAAAUGUCUUCCUCACUACGGCAGACUCAAUCAGUAUUGUCUGCUAUUUGGACAACAGUAACAAACUAGAUGGUUGUUUAACAAAUAUAUCACUCUCACAAGAUAAAUAUGGCCACAGUAUGCAGUAUUCAAGGAAUGGCUAGUAUAAUGUGGCGGCAUACUCUAACAGCAAAGCGAUGCACGUGCGACGCGACCUUGAGUCGGUGGCUUCUACCGGGUGUCUACUGUGAUCUGGUGGUAAAAUCAGAUUACAAGUGAAUACGAGCACAAACUUGGAAGUUAAAUAUGUUGACGAUAGAUGGAACCAUUUUACAGACUAAUCUACCUAAAGGCAAUCAGUAAUAGCAAUGCAUUUACGAUAAUACAAAUAUGCAGAGGCUAAACGUCAUAUGAAGUCCGUACUCCUAUGGUCCACUAUGAGAAUAUACGUCAUAUGACGUCCUUAUUCAUUAUGUAGCUUUUACACGCACUCCUUAAGGGUUAAGUGAUUUGAUGCACCGUAAUUGUACUUUGUUCAGUUUUCUAGUUGGUAUUUAAUGCAAUUAAGAUCUGUCAAUUUAGUAGUGCCUUAACAAGUGCCUUCAAAUUAUAUUGACUUUUAAUUUUUCGUAUACAAAUAAAGUGUCAUUUUAGAUUGUUAGAAGACUGUUAAUAAACAGACUUGAUGUUGCAUAUAUUGUCAUUUUAGAUUUCUAUAUAGUGUGUAUAUUAUAUUCCUUCUGAAUAGCUCCAAACCACAUUAAUCAAUUAGUUUAUGACUUAAGAACAAAUUCUAAAUAUCAUUCUGUUUUCUUGAUUUUAAUGAUUUGUACUUUUUAUUCUUCAGGCACAUACUUUUGAAUAUAAAAUAAUGUUAUGCUCAAUGUUAACAUAACUAUGUUUAUAAAAUUGUCUCAUUGUCUCAAAUACAAUUCUAUAAAGUAUGUAACAGUAAUUCCCACUCUAAUAAUUUUAGUUUGUCUUUACAUGACAAGUAUGUUUUAUAUCUCUGUACAAUAUUGCUACUGUUACGUUUUAAUGUUAUUAUUUUUAAAAGAGCAGCACUGUUUAAGGUACAUUUUAUGUUAUGUCAUCAAUAAUAUUACUCCUGAUGUUCUGUUACAAACCUUCAUGUCUAACAUUUGACCUCUGGUGCUCUCUUGUGGAGUAAUGCUGGAGUAGACGGUAAAGUGUUCCUACAGGAAAUGGCUGUGUGGACGCACAUUGUUGGCCAGUUUCCAUUAGCCUUGGAAUAUUUACUCUGCCGUUUUUGUAUUUAUUGUAUACUAUCCUUUAAAUCAAACAUAACCUUUCUUAUAUACUUCAGGCGUAACGUUAGUACAGUCAGAUGUACGCACUAAAAUGGCCAGAUGCAUAUAGCACUCAAAAUAUUGUUGGUUAUCCAGGGCACAAAGCUAAUUAAUGUGUGUUACUAUAGAAUAUUAGAUUUAUACCUAAAGAAAAAAUGUAAUACUUAAGAUCAGUACUUUUAAAAGACUGCUUUAAUACACACAUGUCUUUAUACUUGCCAGGAGUGUUACAGUGUUGAUUUUAGCUGAUUGAUAUGUACUAUAGCUAGAGUUGUAAUGGCACAUAACAUACUCACUACCGAAGGGCACAUCAGUGGAUGAUGAGAGUCUUGGUAGCCAAAGUGUUAAAUUUUAUUUACUGUUUCUUGUUAUUUUUUUUACAUAUAUUGAAUAAUUGUUGAUAAUAAUAUAAUGCUAUAUUGGAUACAAAUUUAUAAUUCUAUCUAUAAGGCCAGAUAUAUCAGUGGUACUGGCAUUAAUCGAUCAGAUCAACUUAUUCUAGUUUAAAACAUUAUUGUUUUAAAAUAUGUAUAUUAUAAUUUUUCUAAAUUUAUAGUAUAAUUAAUACAAUUUUAGGCAUAUUUUUAAUUUUAAAAUUCUUGUAAUAAUUCACUGGUUUUUUUUAAACAUUAUUAUAAAAAAAAUAUUAUAAAUCUACAUUAAGCUGUGUAAAUUUAAAAUAAAUUGCUACUGGACAAGAUAAUGCUAUCAUGUGUUUUGUUUAGAUGAACAAAAUGUACACAUAUAAACUUACUUUUAAAUUAUCUAAUUGGGCUGUCUUGUUAUCUAGUAAUAGGUAUGUACCCGUAAAAGACUAUCAUCCAGAAAACUAUUUUUCAUUACAAAGAAUUUAUAUCUGUUACUUAUGUUUUUGUUAUUUGUGGGUAUUGUUACCAAUCAUUGGAGUAACUGUUUUGUAAAUGAACAGUAGUAGGUAGUGGCAUUUUCGUAAAAUUUACAAGAAUAUUUUAUAAUUUACUUUGAGAACUGUAAAAGAGUGAUAACUCUUUUUGGCAAUAACCAAAAACCAUUUACACAAAAAUACUAUGUACACUAAGUGUAAUUAUUGUUAGUAGUUGUAUUUUACAAUAGUUUAAAAAAAAUAAUGUACUCUCCCUGUUACAUUAAAAUGUACAAGGUUGUAACAAAAGUUUACAGAGGCGACCUUGAGCCACAGGAGUUUCUCAGAGUUUUUGGCAAAAUUUUGUAAUGCUUAUUAAACAAUAUUUUAUUUUUGUAAAAAAUUAUCUAAUUAUAAUCUUGCUUUA